GGAGAGGGCGGACGUGUCGGCGCCGCGCGGAAGUUGGUCGCGUGUGUUGUGUUGUGACGAUGGUGCGGUGUAGGCGCGGGCUGCGGCCGGCGUGCGUGAUACUAUGGCUGCUGAUCUGCGUUUAUGAAAUGGACGCUGUGAGGAUAGUGAAAUUAACAGUGCCAGAAGUGAUUCAGUUCGGAGCUGAGGACUCCGCGUUGUUGGACUGUGACUUCGAGUACGGGAACGACACGCGCGGGCUGGUGCUGAAGUGGUUCUUCCAGAGCCGGACGCGGCCCGUGUACCAGUGGAUCGCGGGCCACCAGCCGCAGGCCAUCGGCAUUCUGCGCGGGCGGGUAGACCUGACGCACCGCGCGUCCGCCGACCCGCUGACCGAAUACCGCGCGUUGCGCAUCGUCAGGUUGGGCACCGAUGUCUCCGGCAACUACACCUGCGUCGUCUCCACGUUCAUGGCCGAGGACGUCGCCACGAAGCACAUGACUGUGUUCACGCCGGAGACGAGUUUCCGUCUGAUCCAGAACAAGACUGAUGACGACACCGUCAAUGUGAUCUGCGCGGCCGAUGGCGCCUUCCCCGCGCCCAUCCUCACACUUUCUACGCCUGACAGGCGUCUGGAAGGCGUGAACCAGACCACGGAGCUGGUCGGAGACCGGUACUCCGCCGUUGCCAUGGUAACGCUGCGAGACGCAGACCUGCCGUCACCCGCUGCGUUUGUGUGUACGCUGCGGAUAGCAGAAGCCAACUACGUCGUGAGGAAGGAGGCUAUUUACUACCCAGGUCCAAUCAGCACAACGCCAGAAUUACCAACAGCAGCUGACAUGCAGCUUGCCGCAGCAGCGGGUUUACCUGGUAUGGCGUACACGCUACACGCUGCGCUAGCGCUGGCUCAAAUAUUGUUAAAUUGAUGUAUCGCUGAGAUAUUGUUGUUAUAAAAUUUAAGAAGAAUCUGCACAGUAAAUUGGCAUAAAAUGAUUUAAAGAAACAAAUUAUUGCAAAAAAUUAAUAUAUUCCAACGGCCGC
This is a messenger RNA of Aricia agestis (brown argus), 1020 nucleotides long. RefSeq lists its product as uncharacterized. The coding region runs from base 60 to 905 and encodes 281 amino acids. The record is from RefSeq and is a predicted model, not a curated record. The transcript has 7 exons. NCBI's taxonomy places the organism in Eukaryota, Metazoa, Arthropoda, Insecta, Lepidoptera, Lycaenidae.